CCGGUGCCCACCUGCCACCGCAGCGUAAGGACUGGAUUGCAACUUUGUUUUGAACUCCCCGGGUGCGUCCGUGUCUCUCUCUCUCUCUCUCUCUCUCUCUCUCUCUCUCUCUCCCUCUCUCGACCCGCCGUCCCCUCGCAGUCGCCCUCGCUUACCGCCAUGACGCUCACGCCGCCGCUGCUCCUCGCGCUGAUGCUCGGCCUGAUGGGCGCGCAGGCCACCGUCGACCUCCGCACGGCCGCAGCCAUGGCGGCGGGGCUAUGCAAGACGCGUCCCACCGACCUGGUGUUUAUCGUGGACAGCAGCCGCAGCGUGCGCCCCUCGGAGUUCGAGCAGGUCAAAGUCUUCCUGGCCAAGGUCAUCGAGGGCUUGGACGUGGGGCCCAACGCCACCCGAGUGGGCGUGGUCAACUACGCCAGCCGCGUCAAGAACGAGGUGUCGCUGAAGACGCACCGUACCAAGGCCGGCCUGGUCAAGGCGGUGACCAAAGUGGACCCGCUGUCCACGGGCACCAUGACGGGCCUGGCCAUCCAGUUUGCUCUCAACGUGGCCUUCAGCGAGAACGAGGGCGGUCGCGUCAAGUCUCCUGACAUCAGCAAGGUCGCCAUCAUCGUGACGGACGGCCGCCCCCAGGACAACGUGAAAGACGUGGCCCAGCGGGCGCGCGACGCCGGCAUCGAGAUCUUCGCUAUCGGCGUGGGCCGCGUGGACAUGAGCACGCUCAAGCAGAUGGCCAGCGAGCCCCUGGACGACCACGUGGACUACGUGGAGAGCUACAGCGUCAUCGAGAAGCUCACCAAGAAGUUCCAGGAGGCCUUCUGUGUGUCGGACCUGUGCGCCACCGCGGAUCACGACUGCGAGCAGGUAUGCGUCAGCUCGCCCGGAUCGUACAAGUGCGCCUGCAAAGACGGCUUUACCCUCAUGGACGAUGGGCGCAGUUGCAGUGCGUGCAGCAACUCUGCGACGGACGUGGUCUUCCUGAUCGACGGCUCCAAGAGCGUGCGUCCGGAGAACUUUGAGCUGGUCAAGAAGUGGAUCAACCAGAUUGUGGACAAGCUGGACGUGUCGGACAGCAAAGCGCACGUCGGCCUCGUGCAGUACUCCAGCCUGGUCCGACAGGAGUUCCCGCUGGGCCGCCACAACAACAAGAAGGACCUGAAGGAGGCCGUGAAGAAGAUGGCCUACAUGGAGAGGGGAACCAUGACAGGCCAGGCCCUGCGCUACCUGACCGACAAGAGCUUCAGCGUGGGCCACGGCGCCCGGCCCGGCGUCUCUAAGGUGGGCAUCGUCUUCACGGACGGACGCAGCCAGGACUACAUCGGCGACGCCGCCAAGAAGGCCAAGGAGAUGGGCUUCAAGAUGUACGCGGUGGGCGUGGGCAACGCCGUUGAGGACGAGCUGAAGGAGAUCGCCUCGCAGCCCACCGGCGAGCACUACUUCUACACCGCAGACUUCAAGGCCAUGACGCAGAUCGCCAAGAAGCUGCAGAUUAACAUCUGCCAAGAGGAGGACCCGUGCGAGUGUGACUCCCUGGUGAAGUUCCAGAAGAAAGUAGAAGAAGCACUGCAGGCACUAACGAAGAAAAUCGAGAAUAUGUCCAAGAGGAUCGCUCUGCUGGAGAACAAAAUCGUCUGAAGCCCCGCAUGGCGUCAUUCCCCGUUAAACACACGGACCACCCUCGGCCUCCUCGGACACAAAAGGUGCCGGUUGCCAUGGAGACUGUGCCUUUGUUAAAACAAGUCUUCCCUCAUAGGGAAACACUGCAAGCCCACAUGGCGUCACCUUCACUCACUUUUUAUCAAUCCUACUCAUCACCCCUGCACUUCUUGUAUAUAAAAUGCAAGAAAAUGAAUAUGAUUUGUCUCAUCCUAGGGGUAUGACCAUGCUGUGUAUUUUCUAAAUAAAGGUGAUUCAGG
Molecule: messenger RNA, 1916 nt
Organism: Phycodurus eques (leafy seadragon)
Lineage: Eukaryota; Metazoa; Chordata; Actinopteri; Syngnathiformes; Syngnathidae
Gene: matn1
Product: matrilin 1
Exons: 11
Coding region: 160-1635 (491 amino acids)
Molecular function (GO): calcium ion binding
Source: RefSeq, a predicted model, not a curated record